AACAAAAAUCAAACCAACAGCAAAAGCAAAACCAAAAACCAGUCAAGUCAGUUGGUUUCGAGAAAAAAGUUGAGUUGACAUUUGUGUGGCGUAGAGUGGCGAGUGACGGACGAUCCGACUCUGCACAACGACGACACUUUUCAAAAUUCGGUAAAUAAAUAAAUACAAAGCAACAACGUGAAACAAAAAUUAAAAACAAAAACCUGUUAAAUCAAUGACGAGGAUAAAUAUAAUUUUUCCAAACGAAAAUAUCUUAAAUUAAAUGAAAAAAUAGAAAAUUUAACGAAAUUUAAAAAAAGUAAAAAAAGAAAAUCAAUCGUCGCCAAGUGGGAAAAAAUCCCAAGGAAAAUCCACCAUCACACACAGCAACAUAUCGGUACAUCUCGGUCUAUCGCAGCGAGUUCGCGAGUUCCGAUACAAUAGUGUUGUUUCAUUCAUUCCGCCUUGAAAAUUUCUCUUCUCCCAAAAUAAAUAGACAUUUUUUCCUUUUCGUCUAAGAUUUUUCAAUAAAUUCGUCCUCUUCUUGCUUCUUGUUUUCUGCUCACGGACGAUACGUACGGAACGUUAAAGGAAACCGAGACGGAGUACGGAGAACGAAAAGAAACAAAAUCCAACAAACAAACAAGAUACACAAACAACCUGUCUUUUGCUUUCCUUUUACCAACAACUCACCAACACCAACUACAACUACCAAACCAACCAUCGACCAUCAAAAGUGGGAGUGAGAAAAAAAUCACUGAAAAUAAAGGAUUAUCCCAAAGUGCAAGAAAUUAUUAGAUAAAAAGUAAUAACAAAACAGGAAAAACAACAACAAAUAAAAAAUCGUUAUCGACACGACACAACAUGCAAUUGGAAAAUUAACGAAGAAGAAUUUUCAUACCAGUCGCCGCGGCCGCUCAACCGUCUUGCGUCUUUGUUGUCAUUGUCAUUCAUUUUCAUUCGAAUUCGUCGAAGUCGAAGUCGAAUCUGAAAUAAUUGUGAAUAUCUGAAUCUGGUGCUGUGAUUUUGUGUGCUCCUCGACUACGACGGGCGACCCGAACCCGAUACGCGUUUUGUUGUUGUCUUUUGUCUUGUAUCUUGUGCGCGAACGAAGCACCUACACCUUUUUUCAUGUUAUUCCUUUGCCUUUCUAUUCCUCCAGGUCUUGGCUGUUUUCGUUCUUGUUCUUGUUCCGUCGUGUCGUCGUUGUAAAUUAUUUUCUUUUUUCUAUUUGUGAUGUUUACAUGAAAAUCAAUGAAAAAUCGUUAAAAAAAAGAAAAAGGAAACGUGCAUCAGCUUCAGAGCAUCAGUUUCAGUAUCAAGCGGGCGCCGCCGUAUCUCCGCAGCCCUUUGUGUGUGUUUUUUUAUUUAUCUUAUUUCCCUUUAAUUGAUUUUCAGAUUCAGAUUCAGUACCCAGUGUUAAGGGUUACACAAUAUAAAAAUAAUUAGGCUUCCAGAUAAAAAUGAUGUGCAAUAAAAAUUGAUUGAAGAAGUUUCUAAGUGUUUAUUUUUCAUUUUAUGAUUUUUAUUCCAUUCGAUUUUGAUUGUGAUUGCGAACAGUGAAUUUAUUUUUCAUUCUCCAAUAACCUCCAUUUAAUGUUUUGUUUUUGUUGUGAAACGAAUUGAAUUCGCAAAAGAAGUAUUUUUUGUUUCUUUUUGCAAAUCAAUAUUUUUUGUAGUGGAAGUUGAAGCGAAAAGGGGGCGACGAAAAAUCCUCCUCUACUCAACUUGGUGGUUUUAUCUUUGCUUUGCUUGUUCGCCCCCAAGCACAAGUGGCUGCUGCUAGAAUAACAACAGCAAAAAAGUUGCAGGACUAGGAGGUAGAGCCAUAGUACCUAUAGCAAAAGAAGAAUUAUAAUAAUAAAUAAAAGGAUAAAUAAAGCAACGAAAGAAGAAAAAUAUUUAUUAUUUUUCCAUAUUAAAAAGCUGCUUUCAUCUUCAAUUAUACCAACUACCAACCUAUAAUUGACGACCUUCGUUGUUUUGAUUGAAAACAUAAAGAAAAAUACAUACCUUACACCCCCUACCUACGCAACGAAAGAAAUUUCUUCUAAUUCUUAUUCUAAUAAAUAUUAAUUAUAAAACAUGUCUUCGACGUCAGUUGAAACACCUUCACCAACAACCCCGCCCCCCUUGCAUCCGACAACUGUAAUUGCUGCAACAUCUAUUAUAACAACUGGGGGUUGUGGAGGUGUGACAACAACAACAACAACUUCCUCCUCAACCACCCAUUCGACCCCAAACAGCAUUAAGAAAACAACAGUCACACCGAAGAUGUCUCGGACUAUUCCAGCUGAUAAGAUAAAUCUCCGAUUAAUACUCGUUAGCGGCAAAACAAAAGAAUUCCUAUUCAGCCCCUCAGACUCAGCUGGUGAUAUCGCACAAACAGUAUUCGAUAAUUGGCCCGAUGAUUGGGAACGUGAAAUAGUUUCGAAAGCCGAAAUUCUUCGUCUCAUAUACCAAGGUAGAUUUUUACAUUGCAAUGUAACAUUAGGUGCACUAGGACUUCCAUUGGGCAAAACGACUGUAAUGCAUUUAGUUCCGCGUGAUAAUCUGCCAGAACCCAAUUCACAAGAUCAACGGCAAAAAAGUAAAGGUGGAUCCAGUAGAUGCUGUUCAACGACAUGCUGUAUUUUGUAACUAGGUGUAAUAAAUCGUUUAUUUUUAUAUAAAUAUUAGAUUUUUUAAUUAUUCUAUAAAUAAUUUGAAUUAAGUUUUACUUUUAUUAGAUUAAAUAUUAUCAUUGAACAAAAUUAAAACAAAAUUAUAAAUAAAAUCGUUACGUUUCUUGUUUUUUAUUUUAUCCUUUUUUCUUAAAUUUUUUGAUUUAAUCGAACUGUUUUUUGUUUAAAUUUUUAGUAAAAAAAAAAAAUUAUAUACUAUAAAAUUUUAAAUUUAAUAUAAAAUAAUGAAAUUUUAUUUUCGUCCGCUUUACUUUUGCAAAUGCAUAUAUAAAUAUAUUAUAUACUUAUACACAAAAUAAAAAUUAAAAAUAAAACAAAAAUCACCUAACUGAAAAAUGUAUAUUACUAAAGUAAACUUUAGAUUACUGAAUGUGAGAUUAGAUUAAUAUAUAAAUAAAUAGAUAUACAAAAACAAAAAACAAGAAUAAAUAAAAACAAGGCUAUUUAGAUGAAGUUAAGGAUACGAAAAAAGGCGAAAAGAGUGAUUUAAAGAAUGAUUGUAAUAAAUAAUUAAUAAAACAAAAAAAAAAACUUCAAUAAACCUAUGCAUAUACACCAUACACAUAGUUAAUUUUAAGCAACAAAAACAAAAAUGAUAAUAACUAUAAUUAAACUAAAUAAACUGUCAAAAUUUUCUAAAAGAAAACAAAACAACAAGUUAUAUACAUAAACUUUUAGGGGAAAAAUGGAUAUUCACGAUAGAUACACUCAUUCAAAAGAAAAGAACAAAAUAUGUAAUACACUUUAAACAAUUAUUAUUAUUGAACAAAACAAAAGUAUUCCAAAUAUAACAAACAAAAACAUAUAUAAAUUACAAUAUUAGAGAACACAACAAACAACUCACAACUGCGCAUCGAAAAACAAAAAGAAAUUAAAUUAAAAAACA
Molecule: messenger RNA, 3549 nt
Organism: Eupeodes corollae
Lineage: Eukaryota; Metazoa; Arthropoda; Insecta; Diptera; Syrphidae
Gene: UBL3
Product: ubiquitin-like protein 3
Exons: 4
Coding region: 2065-2619 (184 amino acids)
Molecular function (GO): protein binding
Source: RefSeq, a predicted model, not a curated record